AUGGUUAAUCCAAAAUAUGCAUUGCAUGAUGUGCCGGGAAAGGGGAGAGGACUUGUUGUGACUCAAGAAAUUCCCAAGGGUACUCGAAUGCUUGAAGAAAGACCAAUCAUGACAAGGCCUAAACGAGCACAUGAAGGAUUCUCCCUACGAAAUAAAUUUAAUGCCCUCAAUGAAGCACAACGGCAAGCCUUCCUGUCUCUUUCCAACAUUCAUCCUUUCAAGGAUGCGGACGAGCAAUACUUGGGCAUCUUCAAAACAAAUGGUCUUCCCAUGGAAAGCGAUGACAGAGGCGGACUAUUCAUUGAAACAUCUCGAAUCAAUCACACCUGCGAUAAUAACGCCUGUCACAAUUGGAACACGAAAGUCAAGCGAAUGACUGUCCACGCUUUGAGGAACAUUCAGAAAGGCGAAAAGAUCACAAUAAACUAUCUGGGAUCUCGCCCAUGGACUCAUGGAAUUCGACUCGGAAUCCUCAAGGAAAAGUUUGAGUUUUUGUGUUCAUGCGAUCUUUGUUGUUUACCACCGGAACAGUCCAAGCGGAGUGACAGAGAAUUGAUCGAUAUCUAUCGAGGAAUUACUCUUGUUCCCCGCGUCUUCAUAAGAUAUCCAUUGCAGGCUAUCCGUUAUCUGGAUCAAGUAGUUCAACUUCUAAGUGGAAAUGAAUUUCAUCUCAGCUUACUGUGCAAUGCUCUUUCCGAAGCUUCCAAGCUUAAUCUCGGUCAGGGUGACUUGGCACGAGCUCGCGUGCUGGCCCAAAAGGCAAUGCAGUACAUGAUAGUAAUAUAUGGCAGCGACAGUCCGGAAGUACUUGAUAACAAGCGUCGAGCAAAUUAUCCCUCCAUGAGCGAUUUUUAUGGAUUAUCUUCUCAAGAUUGGGCGACCGCAGUCAAUGACGUUCCAUCGGGACUGAAAUCUGAUGAAUUUGAAGAUUGGGUUUGGAGAAGAGAGGGACUACAGGAUUCACGGUUGUUUUCAGAUCGCCCAAACAGCUUUUUGGGCUAUUCCAUGUUUCCCGCAUUUAACGACCUCCCACAUGAGAGAGAGGCGAAUCCAGAUUUCUAUGAGGAGGUUGGUACGUCUACGUGCCAGCCACGACGCCACUGGUGCUUCUUGGGCGAGAUUGUGGAGUUUCAGCCGAGACGUCCUCGCGAAAUUCUAAUCGAGGAUAUUGAUGGUACGAACGUCGAACUUACACUGGAUAACGAUGCACGAGACAAAAGCCCCCCACUUCCUCAGCUCCGAAAAGGGCACACAGUCGCAGUUCUUUACGCACAACGUUGCGGUGAUGAUUCUGAGCCAGAGAUCAGCCUACAAAACGCCGCACUACUUCAGUCCAGGAAUUCUCUACUAAAAGAGAAAUUGAAAAUACCAGAAUAUGCCACGCCUGUGGAAAGAAAUCAACAUCAAUGGCAAAAUGCGGCCGGUGCUCUCUGUUCUGGUAUUGCAAUCAGUAAAUAG
Sclerotinia sclerotiorum 1980 UF-70 is the source of this 1458-nucleotide messenger RNA. RefSeq lists its product as hypothetical. NCBI's taxonomy places the organism in Eukaryota, Fungi, Ascomycota, Leotiomycetes, Helotiales, Sclerotiniaceae. Gene Ontology annotation, molecular function: protein binding. The record is from RefSeq and is a predicted model, not a curated record. Bases 1 to 1458 code for a protein of 485 amino acids. The transcript is spliced from 3 exons.